UGAACCAAGCACGUGAUCUAAUAAACACUGUUUGAUUGUGCUGGUAUACCAUGCGACAAAUUUAACAGUUUUGGUGUAGUUUCUGAUGUCUCUGCAAACUAAAUUACUCUUAGAAUCUGUACGCCUCAAUAGUACACAGACAUAUUUUCUGUGAGGAAGUAAAGAAAGAAGUCAUCUCGAGUUGCAGAUACCUGAGCUAGACUUUCUUCAUUCUUCACACUGACACUAGGGAUUUAUUGGGUGUAGAAAGAAGUGUUUCAGCUUUGUCCGACAUGAGUGAUCAAACUCGAGUUCUACUUUGGACCGUACCACGGACCUGCUCCACAAUACUUCUCAAGAGCUUGAGCAACAUCCCUGAGUCUCAGAUGAUUUGUGAAAUAUUUUCUAGUGCAAUCAUGUUUGGCCCUGACAGAGCCAUACCAACAUAUAUUCCUACUGAGCCCAUCUAUGAAGGCAUUGAGCUAGAUGGCAACGGCUUAUUGAAAUUACCAGGGUCAGGGUUCAUGAGUUCAAUCUGCUCCUUUGAGUGGGUCAAGCGACAACUUGAGGCAGACUACCAGGGUAAAAAGGUCAUCAUUGCUAAAGAGUUUGCCAAUAAUGUAAAUGGGAGAUAUGACGCCAUUCCAAAGGGCUAUCGACACGUAUUCUUGAUCAGAAAUCCUUAUAAGGUCUUCCCAUCCUGGAAGAAAAUGUUACUAGAAUUCUUUGGCAGAAAGCUCACACCUGAGGACCAUAUAUUCGAUCGGUUACCCAAGGAGCUCAGCCACCCUGAAGAUGCUUACAAGGAAGUGACUGAACUGUUGCAACACAUCAAGGAAAGCAACUUGGAUACAGAUCCAAUCAUCAUAGACUCUGAUGAUCUGCUUCAAAAUCCCAAAGAGCUACUGUCAGCUGUUUGUUCAAGGUAUGCAUCAUCUGUGAAUGGUCUAGCUACAAAGCAGGUAACUGACUACUAGUGCUAGUGUAGUGGCUAUAGUUCUACAAUGAGGAAGUUGCUAUGUUUAGGGGGUGUGAGCACCGCUGAACUAACCGAGUUACAGAGCAGAAGGUUGUGCCGCCCAUACAAGUGUGUGAGUUUUAUGGAUUGUGGUUACAUCAAGUCCCUUCUAAACACACGUAAGGUUCAAUGAUGUGUGGUGAAGCAGCAAACAAUCAGGCCAGGAUAAUCCUGUGGGCCUCGCCAAGAACAUGCUCCUCGGUCCUCCUCAAAAGCCUGAGCAACAUUCCAGACUCCAAGAUGAUCUUUGAGUUAUUCACAGUAGCCUACUUCUUUGGGCCAGAAUGCCUCAGCAAAAAUGUCUCGCCUGAGCCCUUCGAGGGUAGUGAUGAGCUUGACGAGGAUGGGCUACUUAAAGGUCAGGGGUCGGGGUUCAAGAGCUCCAUUGCAACAUUUGAGUGGGUCAAGAGGCAACUUGAAGCGGGCUACCCAGGGAAUAGGGUGGUCAUUUCCAAGGAGUUAGUCCCUUG
Messenger RNA from Asterias rubens (European starfish), 1467 nucleotides. Its product is annotated as branched-chain-amino-acid aminotransferase-like protein 2. The record is from RefSeq and is a predicted model, not a curated record. Bases 273 to 956 code for a protein of 227 amino acids. The transcript is spliced from 4 exons. Lineage: Eukaryota; Metazoa; Echinodermata; Asteroidea; Forcipulatida; Asteriidae.